AAAUGAAUCUUUUUCUUUUUAUGUUUUAUUCAUCAUUUUAGUUGUUUUCAGUGGGACGCCUUGUUGCAUACAGUAAGGCAAGUCUCCACCACUAUGUCCUUCUAUUUCUUUAUAAGAUGGGUAAAAUAAAUGCACUCCUACUUACAUCAGGAUAUCAAUUGAAAUAAUUGUGCUUUGAAAGCUAUGAGGCUCCAAACAAGUAUUACUGUUAUUUUCUUCCCAUUUGUCUUCCCACACUCAAAAUGCUCUUUGGAUUCCUCUUCUUCUGCCAGCCUCUUAAAUGUUGAUCGUCCCCAGUUUUCUACUCUCAACCCACUGUUUUUAUUAAUCUUUAUAAUCUUGAUAGUUUCAUCCCUCCCAAGUCUUCUUUAUUUCUCUACUUCACAUCCAUCUUCUGAGCUAUGAGCCCAUAUCUUUUACUUAUUAUAUCAAAGUCAUCAUGCAUAUGCCCAUGCCAAGAUCUCCUCCCGUGUCGCUGGCCUCAGUGAUGGGCACUGCUCUCCAUCAGCAGUGCAGUUGUCUGAGUGAGAAACGUGGGCAUCAGCCUGAGUUCUUCCCUCCCUCACAUCCACUCAGUCAUCAGAUGCUGUGAAUUGUACUUUCUAAAUGUUUCUCAAACUUGGCCAUUUCUGUUGUCCUCCUGUUCAGUCUCACUGCAGCAAAUCAGCACAGCCCAUGCUACUUGGGAUACAGCUAAGGAUCUGUCAAAUGUUUCUUUCUCUUGAUCACCUCCCAACACACCCACCUUACCAUCAGCCAGAGGGAUGUUCCUAAAAUGCACAUCUGAUUCGAUCACUGCUCUACUUGAAGUCCUUCAGCAGCUUCCCAGUGUUCUAAAGAUAAACUCCAUUAACAUUGAUCACAAGGCUUUUCAUGACCUGACUCUGCUUCUCCAUCCUUUCUCUUGACUUUUUUCCAUUUCACCAUAUACCUCAUUUAUUUUGGACUAUUUGUGUCUCCAUUUCUGGAUAUAUCACACUUUAUCUCUGUCUGGGUGAGCUAGGGGGAUAUCUGACCUACUCGCAUCAUUAGCCUGUCCUAUUACAUGUUUUGAUUGACAUCUGAGACUUUGGCUCUCCCAUUAAGCCUGUUCCUUUUCCCCCUUGGACCAUACGUGUCAUCUCUCUCAGGCUUGACCAGCACGGGGCAGAGGGGGAUGGUUACCUCCUUUUUUUCUAAGCACUGUUUUCCUAAAAAUGCCUAAAAGAGCACCAGAUCUUUAGCAGCCACAUCAUGAGUCCUCUUUUACACAAGCGAGUUGUGAAGCCAUGUCUCUCUCAUCCUGGGUUGCACUGUGGGUUUUCUGUAUCAUAGGAGCUGAUCUGACAUUUUAAUGGGCAUUACAACUUGCUAAAUUUCAUCUGUUUUACUGCAGCUCUUGGUCCAGUCUGUUCUGCAAUAUUUUUGGCUUAAUCAGAAGUCUUACAAUGUAAAGUAAAAGAAAUCCUCUUUCAUCAUGUAGAUAGGGGAACUGACCAGGACCAGAGAUGCUGGAUGGACACCAGGUAGAAGUCACCCAGCAAGCAAAGCAGCAGCAGCAGCAGCACCAGAGCCACAGCCUAGGGCUGCUGGUCCCCAUUCCCAUGCUUCCUUAAUAUGGCACACAAAUUCCCAUUCCUGAAUCCAAUCACUGGGGCAUACUCUUAGCUUCUAAAAAAAUUAAGUCAAAUCUGUUGUAUUUUAAAUGGUAUUAAAUUCCUUUUGGCAAGAGAAGGUAUAAUAAAAAUAGCACCACUCUGAACAGCUGGAAACUUCAGCCUCUCCAUACUGAUAGACUCCUGCCACUUCAAAGAGCUCUUCUACCAAAACUGCCAUGAGAAGGACUCCAUUGGAGAGCCUGACACUUUCCUCUGCAGCCUCGCUUCUUGUCCUCCUUACCCACCUACUGACUGCCCCCCUAUUUUAAGACAUCAGUAUUAGAGACAAAAUUGGGCUUUUCUAUGUUAUAAUUAGGGUACAGCUUUUAAAAGGCAAAACACGAUAACUUGUCACAAAAGACAGGACAGAGCUACCUCCUUCAUUAUGGAAUGUAAGAGGAAUUUUUCGAAGGCUUAUUUUGUAGCUGUUUCACAUCUCACUGGAGUGAAAAAGAUUGGCCAAUUAAUUAUAAAUCAACAGAGCUGCUGUGCACCCUCCUGUAAUUGCUCUCAGGUAGAGAUUAAAAAUUUAGUGCAUGAAAGUUGGUCUUUUCAGGAGAAGAAAAGAAUCACCUGUGACCUUCAACUAUCAUGAACUAAAGGCUUCUUUCAUCCUUUGUUGAGUGUAUUGAGUGUUUAAUUUGGGUAUAUGGAGAGGAAGGAGUUGGAGGGAGAACUGAAAACAUGAUUUGAGUCAUCUGUGUUUGUGUACUUAAAAAGGGGCACCUGGUUGGUUCAGUUGGUAGAGCAUGGAACUCUUGAUCUUGGGGUUAUAGGUUUGAACCCCACAUUGGGUGUAGAGAUUACCUAAAAAUAUAAAAUCUUUUUUUUAAGUUGGAAAAAAAUAAAAAAGAAUUACAUAGGUCUUAUCCAUCUAGAGGCACAAACGAGGCCACAUUAAUGGUAGUACCUAAAAUGCCCUGACUUCCUGCCCUGCCUGUGUGAUUCAGGAUCUCAGCCCAUUAAAUUCCACUCUCAGGUGUUUCUGGGUCUCCUCAGAAAGUUUGAGUUUAAAAAGAGACUUCUCAACUCCUUACUGAUAUGUGCUUUUUAUUAAGUUGCUUUAGAAGAGAGCCUCACUGCAGCCAGCCUACCUUACCCCACAUGGACCAAAGCUGUGGUCCAUGCCAAGGGGUUUGUCUUCUGGUGAUCCCAUAGUUACCAAUCCUUAGGGUGACACAGCAUACCCAGGAGUCUGACCUGACCCAAAUUUGUGCAGUAUUCUUUCUUCAGAAUGUUUUCCCCAACUUGGGCAUGCCUUAUUCACUCUGGUAUUUUCCAUGAGCAUUACUAGUGCACCCCAUCCUGCCCCAGUCGGGUCUCACUGAGUCCAUCUGUGGAUGUGUACAACCUUUCUCCAUACAGAAGACUGUAUGUGUGAGUAGGAUUUGGGGAAGGGGUCAGUUGGGGAGGGAAUUACACCUUCCAGUCCCUCUCUACAGGGACCUCUGUGGGACACUAAAGAGGGUUCCCAAGGUGGUUAUAUCUCUUGAUUGAUUUCCUGUUCUCCAUCUCCAUUCCUAUUCUCAUUCCUACUUCUUGGGGAUGGUGGAGUUUGUUCCCUGCCCUUGCUCAUUACCCAGGAUCCUUGCACUUACAGGGAGGCAUCUGUAACGUCACUGACGAACAAGAGGUACAUCCUGAGGUUCCCAGUGCUGGAGACACUGAUGCUGGAUGACAACAAGCUCUCCAGCCCCAAUUGCUUUGCCAGCCUGGCCGGGCUCAGAAGCAGGUUCAGCUCCAAGACGGGUCAGGGGACUGGGCUAGAGGCAGGGGGAGUCCCCAGAAAGUGCCCCAAUCCAUGCUGCAGCCCAAGUCGUGGAUGUUUGAGGCCUCAGAUGAACAACCGGAUUAUACUGUACUGCCCAUGAAAAAGGAUGUUGACCGGACAGAGGUUGUGUUCUCAUCUUACCCUGGAUUUUCAACCUCUGAGGAGGCCAAGGUAUGUGCACUUCCUCCCAUAUUCAAGAUUCUUCCCGUGAAGUCACUGAAGGCCAGAAACCAGACGCUGGCCCCGCCCUUUCCGGAGCUGAGGUACCUUAGCCUGGCCUACAACAAGAUCGCGAAGGAAGAUGCCAUCCUGCCGGUAGCUCUCUUCCCGUCUCUCUGCGAGCUCAUCUUUCAUAACAACCCUCUGGUGGCCCAUACACGAGGGGUCCCUCCAUUGCUGAAAACCUUCCUCCAGGAACACCUGGGGAUCCACUUGAUUCGAAGGAAGAUAGUAAAGGCUAAGCAUCAUAUUUUGAUGCCUCGGAAGGACUCUCGGAAGGUGAAAACCCAAGUUCCAAAGGUGCCAAAGCAGCCUCUGAUUCUUCAUCACCUAUCCGUGCCCACAAUCAAGUCUCCCUCAAAGGAGAUGCCAGAGUCUGAGGCAGCGCCAACUAAAGAGCUGUCCACCACCAGAAGCAGUCCUCUGGAGCCAGAGAUGCCCAUCGAGGGCCUGGAGGGCCUUUCCCUGUCCCACCGGCCCUUUGUGCCACUGCCUCCCAUCUGCUCUGACUCUACUGUGCAUAGUGAAGAGACCAUGUCCCACCAGAGCAACAGACCUGGCCACCUCAGCCCAGAGCACCUGUCAGAUGAGGACACCAAGAGCACAGAGUCCAUAUUCUUGACCCAGGUGAGUGGGUUGCCUUCCUCCAUCCACCAGAAGGAUGAUUCAGCCGUGAAGGAGGAAGAGCAAAGACCACCCCGCACAGCCCCCAGAGAGGUAAAGAGGGCUUGGAGGAAGCUCCCAUCUGCCUCCCUCCCCAGCAAGUAUCGUGGCUAUGAGGAGCUGCUGACAGCCAAGCCUGAUCCAGCCUUUAUUGAGCCAAAGGGAAUCCAGAAGAACACACAGGCCCUGCAGUACGUGCUGAAGCACCCGCUGCUGUUCCGCUCCUCCAAGCCCAGGCUUGACACUCUUCAGAAACGCUACGUUCCCAAGGAGAAACGGGCCCAGAGGAUCCCCAUUCCACCCCCACGGAAGACUCGAGCCCAGCUGUUGGAUGACAUUCUCAUUCGCAUGAGGGAUCCCCGGAAUAUUACAGAGGCUCCACUAGGAGCUGUCCUGCGCCAGCGGACUGAGCAGAGGCUGGUGAACCAGAAGCAAUACCUGGAGGCCAAGAGGCUGCUGAAGGAGUUUCGGGCACGCUACCGGCAGCUGGUGCGCUGCUCACUGCGGACAGUGUUCAGGGCCACAGCGCCACCCCCAGGCCACCCAGCACUGAGCGAGGGCCAGCCUAGGUUUGGCCGCUUCCUCAAGUUCAUGGAUGAGUUCUGCCAGGGUCCCACGGCCAGUGACUCAAAAGACUAAGGUCUGCGCACGGGGCAGUGCCCAGCCUGUGCCCCAUACCCUCCCUGAGGGCUCCGCACCCUGGACCGCGCCUUGGGGCUGGGUGCGCCAGGUGCAGGCCUCAAACCUUGGCUUGGCCUCGCUCGCUGGCCACAGAGAGUGGGGAACUAACUGGUAAGGACCUCCCUUCCCCGGGCCAGGCAGGACCCAGUGCCUGGCUCAGCAGCAAUAAAGAGUGGGUGCACAGAG
This is a messenger RNA of Felis catus (domestic cat), 5157 nucleotides long. It is a transcript of the gene XRRA1, whose product is annotated as X-ray radiation resistance associated 1. Bases 3439 to 4929 code for a protein of 496 amino acids. Gene Ontology annotation, molecular function: protein binding. The transcript has 11 exons. The record is from RefSeq and is a predicted model, not a curated record. Gene Ontology annotation, cellular component: nucleus. Lineage: Eukaryota; Metazoa; Chordata; Mammalia; Carnivora; Felidae.